Molecule: messenger RNA, 336 nt
Organism: Lactuca virosa
Lineage: Eukaryota; Viridiplantae; Streptophyta; Magnoliopsida; Asterales; Asteraceae
Source: the annotation of a GenBank genome assembly
AUGGAGGUGACGUUUGAUGACCCAGAGGAGUAUUUGACUUCUGUAAGUGGUCAAUAUGGCAUAAAGAAAUUGAAUUCGAUUACAUUCGGCACCAACAAGAGUAGGUACGGACCCUUUGGAAGUACUCUUAAGAGUUCGGAUCCGCAGUUUGUAUAUAAGUUCAUACCCGCGUAUUCGUUUGGGGGAUUUCAUGGUAGUGUUUACAAGUCGUGUCUGUGUUCCAUUGGGGUCUAUGUUAGGCCCCUUGGAUUCAUUGCUGAACCUGAAAUUGAAAUAGAUAUUGGAAGUGAUAAAGGUGAAGAUGAUGAAAGUACUUCUUCAAGAUCGAUGGACUAA